UACAAAACCUCUGGGUGGACAUUGUGCACUGCUGAAGGAAAAACACAACAGUGAUUGAUAACAUAGAAAACAAAUGUGCAAAACCGAACGGACCAAGUAAUACUAUGAGCAGAGUCACUAUCCUGGCAUCCAAAGCGCUGGUCGGUGCACUAGGUGUUGUAUAUACAGUGUUUUCAGUGAUUUCCCCAGGAGAAGAAAGGAAGAAGGAAUUAAUUCAAAAUUUCCCUGAAGCUAACCCAGUGAGAAUGGAGGAUACAAGGAGGAGAAAUGCCCUUGUGAUGCAGUCGCUUAAAGAUGCUGCUGAGGACAGUGACUUGGACAGAGCAUUUGAGGUGGCCAGAAAUGGACCAUGGGUGUGCAGAAAAGGACACCAGAAAUAGAGAAAUGAUCAACCUGCUGCCUUCUAUUGAACGUCCAGAUGAAGGGACAGAUGACUUCUACAGAGUGGAAGUGUAGGCCCUGCCUCAAACUUAUGUGCUCUCUGUCACUUGGGGCUGCAUGGGAAUUUGCCCUAAAACAGCCCUUCCCCCUUUUGAGGGGCCAAAAUGUAUCUCUCCCUCUCUACAGUAUCCAGCCGACUGACAAUUGGAAUGUGUGAGAAUAAUACUAUAGCAUCCAUGUUUGUUAUCUAUUUGAAAGUUGUUCAUUGAGAAGAACUAACUAAUACCUUGGAUUCUCUCUCAUUACCUUCUCAUUACCAUCUUAUUGCACAUGGUUUUACUAUAUUAAAUGGAGUCAGAUAGUAAGAUGUAUUAAAUGUAGAUUGUUAAAUAUUAUUAUCCCUACAGUAGUUACUGAGGCAAAUCGUCUGCCAUAGGCCUAUAAUCUUGAUGUUCACUUCCUGUUAAAAGACACAAGAUGUUUGCUCUGACUUUGGGUAUGAAUGUAAAGGAGUGCAAGUGCUUUGUUUCAUCACAUAAGAUAGUGUUAAAAAUAAAAAAUAUCAGUUU
Messenger RNA from Oncorhynchus nerka (sockeye salmon), 950 nucleotides. RefSeq names its product ubiquinol-cytochrome-c reductase complex assembly factor 3-like. The record is from RefSeq and is a predicted model, not a curated record. The coding region runs from base 105 to 380 and encodes 91 amino acids. NCBI's taxonomy places the organism in Eukaryota, Metazoa, Chordata, Actinopteri, Salmoniformes, Salmonidae. The transcript has a single exon. Gene Ontology annotation, biological process: mitochondrial respiratory chain complex III assembly.